AUGUCUUCCUCGUCAUCGAUAACAUUGAAAGGUUGUUACACUGUGACACCAAUGGAACCAACAUGGAGAGGUUGUUUACCAUUAACCGAAUUUGAUCAACUUGGAAUCACAACCUACACUCCAAUUCUUUUCUAUUACCGCCCACCACAAAAUUGGCUUACUCCCCCUACUAAAAUUGCCACCACUUUGAAACACUCACUAAGCAAAGUUCUCGUACAUUUUUAUCCAUUAGCUGGUCGUCUACGAUCGAAAGGUAAUAAGCGUUUUGAACUAGAAUGCAACGCAAAGGGUGUUCAGUUCAUCGAAGCAGAAUCCUCUUUAACAUUAUCUGAUCUUGGUGACUUUUCCUCCUCUUCUGACAAUUAUCGUAGUUAUCUUUUCCCGCAAGUUGACUAUACACUCCCAAUUCAAGAUCGUCCUUUGCUGAUUGUCCAACUCACGAAUUUCAAAUGCGGUGACAUUAGCAUUAGUUUGUUAUUGUCACAUGCAGUGAUUGAUGGACAAAGUGGAUCACAUUUCAUUGCUGAGUGGGCUCAGUUAGCACGAGGAGAACCUUUAAAAAGGAUUCCGUUUCUCGAUAGAAACAUCUUACAUAAUAAGGAACCAUGCAAUUGUGUAAAUGAGUGGAAGUUUGAUAAACCUCCGCUUUUGUUGGAAAAUUCAGAUAGUAAUGUUGAGGAAGAAAGAAAGAAAAAAACAAUGGUUGCUAUAAUCCAUGUAAGUAAAGCACAAGUUGAAAGAUUGAGAAAAAUAACGAAUGAGAGUUGGAAUAAACCUAGUAAUGAACGAAAUUAUACAAUUUAUGAAACGAUAACCGGUCAUAUUUGGAGAAGUGCAUGUAUAGCUAGAGGGCUUAAAAUUGACCAACCAACUGUGUUUGGUGUCGUUGUUGAUUUCAGAAGUCGUGUGAAACCUAGUUUACCAAAAAAGUAUUUUGGAAAUGCGAUAGUGAAUGUGGUAGCUACAAGUCUUGCAGGUGAUUUAAUGUCUAAGCCAUUAGGAUAUGCUUCGAGUAGGAUAAAGGAAGCAAUUGAGAAGGUGAAUGAUGAGUAUGUGAGAUCGACGUUGACUGAUUACAAAAAGAGAGACUAUGAUCGGACUAUGAUGCAUGUUUACACUGUGCCAUUUUAUCGAAAUCCUAAUUUAGGAGCGCUUAGUUGGAUGAUGUUCUCAUAUCACAAAUUUGAUUUUGGAUGGGGGGAGGAGGUUUAUAUGAUACCAGGAAUACAUACUAUACUUGAAGGAGAAACGUACAUUCUUCCUAGUUCUCAAGUUGAUGGAACUUUGGUGUGUUUUAUUUGUUUGCAAGAGGUCUAUAUGAGUGCCUUUAAAAAACAUUUUUAUGAAGGUAUUAUUGAGUUGGACUCUCUCUCAAAGUUGUAA
Vicia faba (fava bean) is the source of this 1383-nucleotide messenger RNA. The record is from the annotation of a GenBank genome assembly. NCBI's taxonomy places the organism in Eukaryota, Viridiplantae, Streptophyta, Magnoliopsida, Fabales, Fabaceae.